This is a messenger RNA of Lates calcarifer (barramundi perch), 1239 nucleotides long. It is a transcript of the gene nudt1, whose product is annotated as nudix (nucleoside diphosphate linked moiety X)-type motif 1. The transcript has 4 exons. Gene Ontology annotation, biological process: DNA protection. The coding region runs from base 207 to 677 and encodes 156 amino acids. Gene Ontology annotation, molecular function: 8-oxo-7,8-dihydroguanosine triphosphate pyrophosphatase activity. Lineage: Eukaryota; Metazoa; Chordata; Actinopteri; Centropomidae. The record is from RefSeq and is a predicted model, not a curated record.
UUCGUCAGACCAAUCCAAGGUCUUACGUAUCAGCGCGUCAUAUGAUGACGACUGUGGAGCAGCACGCGGGAGUCAUACAACGUGAACUGUUUUUAUAGAAUAACUCAUUAUUGAUUCUGUGUCUAUAUAAUAUUUAUCUUACGCUUUUUAACGGUUUACAGGGCAGAUAUCGGUAAGCUAAGGACGUAAACACAGAGACAGGUGCGAUGUUGAGCCCCAAACUGCUGACUCUGGUGCUGGUGGUCCAGCCAGGCAGGGUGCUGCUGGGCAUGAAGAAGAGAGGGUUUGGGGCUGGGAAGUGGAACGGGUUUGGGGGCAAAGUUCAGCCUGGAGAAACUAUUGAAGAUGCUGCAAGGAGGGAGCUGCAAGAGGAGAGCGGUCUGACGGUGGAUGCUCUGGAGAAGGUCGGAAAUAUCAAAUUUGAGUUUGUCGGAGAAACACAGCUGCUCGACGUCCACAUUUUCAGAGCUGACACUUUUAACGGAGACCCAGCGGAGUCAGAUGAAAUGAGGCCUCAGUGGUUUGAAUGUGACCAGAUUCCCUUCAGUGAAAUGUGGGCUGAUGAUAGCAUGUGGUUCCCUUUGAUGCUGCAGAAGAAGAAGUUUGUUGGAUAUUUUAAGUUUCAGGGUCAUGACGUGAUCCUCAGCCACAAACUGGAAGAAGUGGAGGAGCUCUGAGAUAACCAAGGAUAACCUGGGACCAAAAAACAUCAGCCUUAAAAAUGCUGACAUUUAAUACUGAACAUUGUUUGGUUCAACACUGUUAAAUGUUUUUGUCUAGUUUCAUUUGUACAGCCAUAUUAGCUGUACCUACAGAGUGUUAGUCUGUACUCAUUGUUAGCUUUGUAUUCACCUCACAUGAAAAGGAAAAAAAUCAAAGCAGCAGUAUACUGGACAAACAAGUUUUCAGUUGUGUCAUUUUAUUUUUCAGGAUAACUGAUUUAACACCAUUCAGCGAGAAUUUUUUUCUGUAAUAAAAUAUUUACAGUAUCUACAGCAAUAAUUUUAUUGGGUUUCCUAUUCUGUGCAAGUUCACCUGAUUCCCAAUAUGUUUUCUGUUCCCAAACAAAUGUGUUUCAUUCUCUGUUACAGUUUCUUCAUAAAAUACCUGCUGAUAACUAUGUGCUCAUAGCGGGUGACAAUUUGUGAGGUAACUUCUAAGAUAUAAGCCCAGAUGUCUUUCAACUUGUCCCUUUGAUUUAUUUUUUUAGAAAAAUAUAUAAUGUUCUGAUAAACUGUA